Molecule: messenger RNA, 1381 nt
Organism: Cucumis melo (muskmelon)
Lineage: Eukaryota; Viridiplantae; Streptophyta; Magnoliopsida; Cucurbitales; Cucurbitaceae
Product: calcineurin B-like protein 1
Exons: 9
Coding region: 390-1031 (213 amino acids)
Biological process (GO): calcium-mediated signaling
Molecular function (GO): kinase binding; calcium ion binding
Source: RefSeq, a predicted model, not a curated record
CCUUUUUAACUCAGCCAUGGAUUCCACUUUCUUCUUCUCUUUAUAAUCUUGUUUUUGCUUUGGCGCUUCUCUCCCACUCACUCUAAUCCAAAUGGCACUUCCAUCUUCCUUCUUCUCAUUUCCUCUGUUCCAAGAAUCAACCAGAAAUUUGUAGCACAAUCUACCUGUUUCUCCUCCACUUUUCCGCUGUUUGAUCCAUGCCUAAAACCCUGUCAUAGUCUCCAAAUCUCGAUUCGAUCACAACCCAUUUCGUUUACUUCUUCUUUUUCCUUACUCAUUAACUGUCUUUUGAUUUUCUUGAGUUUUUGGGAUUUUCAGGCUGAAUACUUUGCUGUGAAGCCAAGGAGAAGCUGCCCCGUCAUUGCUUUGUAGUGCACCGGUUAUAGUAAAUGGGCUGUAUUCAGUCUAAAGGAAGCAGACAAUAUCCUGGAUAUGAAGAUCCUAUAUAUCUUGCUUCACAAACGGCCUUUAGUGUCAGUGAAGUUGAAGCAUUGUUUGAGCUGUACAAGAGCAUCAGCAGUUCUGUGAUUGAUGAUGGUUUAAUAAAUAAGGAAGAAUUUCAGCUUGCAAUUUUCAAGAACAGAAAGAAGGAAAAUCUGUUUGCAAACCGGCUCUUUGAUCUAUUUGAUGUUCAGCAGAAAGGGUUCAUUGAUUUUGGUGAUUUUGUUAGAUCGUUGAAUGUCUUUCAUCCUAAUGCUCCCCAGGAAGUCAAGAUCGAAUUUUCGUUCAAGCUUUACGAUUUGGAUAACACUGGAUUCAUUGAGCGGCAAGAGGUGAAGCAAAUGCUAAUUGCUCUUCUCUGUGAAUCAGAGAUGAAGUUGGCUGAUGAGACAAUAGAGAUAAUUCUUGAUAAGACUUUCUUGGAAGCUGAUGUGAACCAAGAUGGGAAGAUAGACAAGAUUGAAUGGCAAAACUUUGUUUCUAAGAAUCCAUCAUUAUUGAAAGUCAUGACACUUCCAUACUUGAGGGAUAUAACAACCACCUUCCCAAGUUUUGUGUUUAAUUCUGAGGUGGAUGAGAUUGCCACAUAAAAGUAUGAUUGAGAAAGGUCAAGAUUCUUGUUUUUCUUUGGAAAUGAUGAUGGAAAGAACAGGAACAAGGAAAGAAAAAGAAGGAAAAAAAAAACUUGAAAAGAAUAGUAUGAAGUGUAGUUUGAGCAAUAUUGGUCUCUCUUUACACUCUAUUGAAUUGUAAAUCUUCAUUGAAAAAUUUUUGUGGCUUUUUUGCUUUAAGCUAUCAAAAAAGAAGGAAGAAGUUAUAGAAAAAUAUGUACAAAAAUGAGAAAGAAGUUAUCAGUUUCAUUUCUUCCUACCAAGUCUUCAAGAGUUAAAAAGAUGAUUUGUAUGAAGCUUAGUUAUGGGAAAAGUGGAGUUGUGAUAAA